GCAAUGGGGGGGGGGGGGGGUGGAAGGAAGGUGCAUUUCCUGCGGGGGGGGGGAAGAGCGGGGUUUGCAUUUGCAGGGCGAAGGAGGGGUCUGCAAAGCAGCAGCUGCAAGAGCUUCCUGGGAGGUCUACUCAGAAAGAGAAGCCUCUCAUCACAGCCAACUGAAUGAAGGCAUCGUUCCACAGACGGAGGUGACUCAAGAGAAGGGGCAGGAGAUGGAAGAGCAGGACCCAGAAGGAGCUGGGACUGGCAAGAGAGCAAGCAAAGGCCUCGUUCCCCUCCAAGCUGGGAGUGGUGCUGAAUUCCGGGAAAGGGCUGGGCCAGAGACCCUGGCUGAGGGCACCAUGAUUUCAGAUGUACAUUGCCGAUGCUUCUGGCAGUUCCGCUACCAUGAGGCCAAUGGGCCCCGAGAGGUUUGCAGCCAGCUCCAUGGACUUUGCAGCCAGUGGCUGGAGCCGGAGAGGCACACCAAGAAGCAGAUCGUGGACCUGGUGAUCCUGGAGCAGUUCCUGACUCUCCUGCCCCAGGAAAUGCAGGGCUGGGUCAGAGGAUGUGGGCCGGAGACCAGUUCCCAGGCGGUGGCCCUGGCCGAAGGUUUCCUCCUGAGCCAGGCAGAGGAGAAGAGGCAGGCAGGACAGAUGUGGGCCACAUCCCUGGAGAAAGAAGCUACGUUCCCUGAGGCAGAAGGAGCUUCCUUGGAGCAAGGGCAGAAGGUGCAGGCCAUGGAGCGUGCCCAAGAUGCCCUCUCCUGUGGAACAGGCUGUGGAGAGAUGCUGUUGAGCCGUCGUCUUUUCAGAGGUGUGGAAACGACUGCUGCGCCUCCCAUCCAGGGUCCCUUUUCCUUGGAGGAGGUGUCCGUCUCUUUCACCGAGGCUGAGUGGGCCCUGCUGGAUCCGGACCAAAGAGAUCUCUACAGGGAAGUCAUGCUGGAGAACUAUGGGAACGUGGCCUCUCUAGCAGAGGAUGGUCAGAGGAAUGAGGAACUUCAUCAGCAAUUGCCAGACAGAGUUAAUAAUGAAGACAUAAGAGGAAACCUCAGGGAUAAAAGCAUACCUAAGAGAAAGAAAGACUGCUGUUUGGUUAAGGAAAGUUAUGGAAGAAAGCGUAAGAUACAUUUUCCAAAGCACAAUGUAAUGAAGACAAGUAAAACCAUUCAGUUUGGAAAGUACUUCAAAUAUAGAUCACAGUUUCCUGUGAAGCAAAGAAUACACAGAGGAGAGAAACCUCCACGGUGUGGAAAGAAAUUCAAUCAGAGUAGAAAUCUCCAACAGCAAAGAAUAUUUAAAGAUAAUAACCGUUUUGAAUGCUCAGAGUGUGGAAAGAGAUUCAGUAGCAAUGGCCAUCUUCAAGACCAUCAGCGAACCCACACAGGUGAGAAACCAUUUGAAUGCUCAGAGUGUGGUAAGAGAUUCAGUCAGAGUGGUAGUCUUCAGCGGCAUCAAAGAUCCCACACAGGUGAGAAACCUUUUGAAUGCUCAGAGUGUGGAAAGAGAUUCCGUGAGAGUGGCAGUCUUCAACGUCAUCAAAGAUCCCAUACAGGUGAGAAACCUUUUGAAUGUUCAGAGUGUGGAAAGAGAUUCGGUGAGAGUGGCCAUCUUCACCAACAUCAAAGAACACACAGAGGCGAGAAACUUUUCGAAUGUUCAGAGUGUAGGAAGAGAUUCAGUACAAGUAGUCAUCUUCAAGAGCAUCAGAGAACCCACACAGGGGAAAAACCGUUUGAAUGCUCAGAGUGUGGAAAGAGAUUCAGUCUAAGUGGCAAUCUUCAAGAGCAUCAGAGGACCCACACAGGGGAGAAACCUUUUGAAUGCUCAGAGUGUGGAAAGAGAUUCAGUCGGACUAGCAGUCUUCAAAAUCAUCAGCGGACCCACACAGGGGAGAAACCUUUUGAAUGCUCAGAGUGUGGAAGAAGAUUCAGUAUGAGUGACAGUCUUCAAAAGCAUCAGAGAACCCACACAGGUGAGAAACGAUUUGAAUGCUCAGUGUGUGGAAAGAGAUUCAGUACAGGUGGCAGUCUUCAGUGUCAUCAGAGAAUCCACACAGGGGAGAAACCUUUCGAAUGCUCAGAGUGUGGAAAGAGAUUCAGUAUGAGUGGCACUCUUCAAACACAUCAGAGAAUCCACACAGGGGAGAAACCUUUUGAAUGCUCAGAGUGUGGAACAAGAUUCAAGCAGAGGAGCCAUCUUCAAGACCAUGAAAGAAGCCACACAGGGGAAAAACGUUUUGAAUGCACAGACUGUGGGAAAAGAUUCAGUAGACGUGCUCAUCUUCAAAGUCAUCAAAGAAUCCACACAGGGGAGAAACCAUUUGAAUGCUCAGAAUGUGGAAAGAGAUUCAGUGAGAGUAGCACUCUUCAACAGCAUCAGAGAACCCACACAGGUGAGAAACCUUGUGAAUGCUCAGAGUGUGGAAAGAGAUUCAGUACAAGUAGUCAUCUUCAAGAGCAUCAGAGGACCCACACAGGGGAGAAACCUUUUGAAUGCUCGGAAUGUGGGAAGAGAUUCAGUCGGACUAGCACUCUUCAAAAGCAUCAGAGAACCCACACAGGGGAGAAACCUUUUCAGUGCUCAGAGUGUGGAAAGAGAUUCAAGCAGAGUGGCCAUCUUCAAGACCAUGAAAGAAGCCACACUGGGGAGAAACCUUUUGAAUGCUCAGUGUGUGGAAAGAGAUUCAGUCGGACUAGCACUCUUCGGCAGCAUCAGAGAACCCACACAGGGGAGAAACCGUUUGAAUGCUUCGAGUGUGGAAAGAGAUUCGUUCAGAGUGGCCAUCUUCAACAGCAUCAAAGAAUGCACAUCUUUUGAAUGCUCAGAGUGUGGAAUGAGAUUCAAUUUGAGUUCCAAUCUUCAAGAGCAUCGGAGAACCGACACAGAGGCGAAAGCUUUUGAAUGUUCAGAGUGUGGAAAGAGUUUCAUUCAAAGUGGCUAUCUUCAAAACCUUGAAAGAACCCACACAGGGGAAUAAUUCUUUGAAUGCUGAGUGUGUGGAAAGGGUCAUUCAGAAAUCAUAUUGCCAUCUCUCUACAGCAAGCAUUAGCCAAAGUGCUGCCAAGUAACAGGUACAAUAUAAAUGUUAAAUUGUAGGACAUUCUAGUACAGAGUUUAAGUCUCACAUGUGAAUAUAGUGUAUUCUUUGGUGUGUUAUAUACUGUGUAAUUGGCAUGAUAUAUUGCUCUGUUGCAAAUGCUAGAGAGCUUAUACAUAAAGAAGGAUUGAACACAAGAGUCAA
Messenger RNA from Heteronotia binoei (common prickly gecko), 3227 nucleotides. Its product is annotated as oocyte zinc finger protein XlCOF6-like. The transcript is spliced from 6 exons. Gene Ontology annotation, biological process: regulation of DNA-templated transcription. Bases 215 to 2803 code for a protein of 862 amino acids. The record is from RefSeq and is a predicted model, not a curated record. NCBI's taxonomy places the organism in Eukaryota, Metazoa, Chordata, Lepidosauria, Squamata, Gekkonidae.